GCAAAAUAUUGUUUUCUUGCUUCGAAAAAAAAUUCACGAAAGAGUCUUGGCGGCGUUUGAUGGCCUUUCUGAGUCUUGUUGGGCAUAUGUGAAGGCAUAAAAUGAAGCAGCUGUUCUAUUUUGGGCUUUUGAUGUUUUUUUCUUCCUCAGAGUGGCGUUUUGUAGACUGUAAGCCAGCCUUCACCAAGACACCUAGCAGCAAUGGCAAAGUCUAUGUGGAUAAAGGCACCAACCCAUUUGAUUUAUCGUGGGACUUCAACACAGACGGAGAAAUAGUCACUUGGGUGGAUCUGAUGUACAAAAAGAGUGGUUCUCCAGACGUAUUAAUCGCCAGAAAAAUUGGAAACCGACUCCAAGUCCCGAAAACCAGUAAUUAUUAUGGAAGAGUUACCGCUGGAAGCGGAAAAGCCACCUUUGUACUAUGGUACAUCGCUGAAAGCGACGAAAGGACAUUUGAAUGCAAGGUUUACUUCUCAUCAGUAUCCAACCCCUGGAUAAUGAGUGCUGUUAAGCUUAUAGUGGUUGUUAAACCGAAGAUCAGUCUUAGGACAACUCAAGCCGUCGUGCUGACAGAAGGAAACACCAGAACGUUGCUAUGUGUUGCCAGUGGCAACCCUAAACCAUCUUACACGUGGUAUAAAAACAACGUUAAGGUUCAGGAAGAUCCCAAAAACUCCAACUACACAUUAACAUCAGCCAACAGAUAUCAGACAGGCAUGUACCGAUGUGAAGCUGUUGUCACUGCCCCUGCACUGGGUCCAUAUAAGGCUGACUAUAACGUCAGUGUCACAGUAAGAUACAAGCCCCAACAUAAGGUUAACAGUUUGGAGCGCAACGAAACCGUUUAUUUGGGGCGCGAUGCUAUGUUUUAUUGUCGAACAGAAGCAUUUCCUAUUGCGAUCCAGUACAGCUGGUUUAAGGAUGGCUUCCAGAUAUCCAAUUCAAGGGAUUACACGAUUGAUAAUUUUGGUUUUGGUGAGAGCAGACUAACAGUGAAGCAAGUUACAAAAAGUAGCGUUGGACGAUACUCUUGCUAUGGAAAUAAUGACGUUGGAAAUGGGAAGAAGAAAUCCGUUUUCUUAACUGUCCACUAUGCUCCUCUUCAAAUAGCUUUGACACCAGAUCCAGCAGUUGUGAGACUCAAUCAAACUAUGAUCCUGACUUGCCAAGCAGAUGCUCUUCCAUUACCUCGAUACUCGUGGAUGUUCAACGGAAAAACUCUGACCAAAGCUGUUUAUAACACCUUAAAGCUAACCAAUGCACAAGUAAAUGAUGCAGGAAACUACACAUGCGUGGCAGAAAACUUUUAUGGACGGAAAAACACGACAAGAGUUGUUAAAGUAGAAUAUGCACCUGCCGUUCAAACAUUUACUACCGGAACUCAUAAAAACACUGUAAUUCAAGGAACAACAGUAGAGGUCACGUGCAGCGCAAAUGGUUACCCUGCGCCAACGUUCACCAUUAAAAGAGGAAAUGAAAUCGUUAACAGCACAGGAGGGAGAUUUGUAAUACGUAACAUACAGCUCAAGGAAGAGGAUGCCAUAUACACUUGUGAGCCAAGAAAUAUGAUAGGAACAGGUGCUAAGAGAGAAUUGAAGAUUACAGUGCAAGUUUCUCCGACAUUUUCUAGAAAAUUUCCAGAUUCCAAAAAGAACACGAAGGAAGGUGACAGAGUGUCUUACCUAUGUGUAGCUGAAGGCAAACCAGCACCAAACAUUACAUGGACUUUUAAAGGAAAGAAUCUUACCGAUGAACCACCUUUCGUUAUCCAAACCACAGUUCUGGUAUCGUCUGAUAAACUUAAGACGACUCAGUCAAGCCUUGCCAUCGAAAAAGUAACUUGGAGAGAAGGUGGUACUUUCUCCUGCCUCGCAUUUAAUGAUGCUGGUCAAAAGAUACAAUCCACAGAACUGGAAGUCGAGUAUCGACCAGUUGUUCAGUCUUUGGCGGAUCACCCCAAAAAUCUCACUGUGGACGAGGGAAAAAAUGCAACUUUUUUUUGUAGAACAAAGGGUUAUCCACCUACAAUUUCUCACAAGUGGCAGUUUAACGGUGCCACAAUUUCCGGAGCUAACUGCUCUGCGUGUCCAUCAAUGACUUUCACAAAAUAUGAAGUCAAUAAAACUGACUCAGGAUGGUAUUCCUGUUCUGGAAGUAACAAUUUGGGUGAAGGUCCUUAUGCAAGAGCUUAUCUAACAGUAAAGUAUCGUCCAACAAUUAUCUCCUUACGAGAAGUGUAUACAGUAAACGAGACCGGAAAUGUUUCGAUGUUGUGUCGAGCAGAUGGCUUGCCAAAACCUACAAUAAUCUGGAGAAAGAAAGGCAGCGGUGAGGUUCUUGCAAAUGGUGAACAGUUUCAUCUCCUUAAUGCCCAAAGCACUGAUGAUGGUUCGUAUUCUUGUACUGCAAGCAAUUACCUAGGAGAGGACACAAAAGAGGUCAUGUUGAAUGUUCAAACGCACCCAAAGAUCAAGAUCUCCAGCUCUGCAGACACAGUGAUACCUGGAAAUAAAGGAGACGUGGUGACCUUAAUUUGUACCUUCAGCGGCAAACCGCUUCCUCGUCCAUCAUGGAGAAGGCAACUUAAUGGGACGGAUCUGGGUGUGUUUAAUGGUUCUUACGUGAAAAACAUCUCUCAGAAGAACAACUCCUCUUUCCUGAACGUGAUUGUCAACAACACUGGUGAACAUUUUUAUUGUGUGGUUUCAAACCUUCUCGGAAGUGACAACUUGACAUAUACCAUACGAAGAAGAGGUGUUCCUGAUCCUCCGAGUGAUGUGAAACUUUCAGCUUUUAAGGUAGCUGAUGCUAAAACUGUGAGUGUGAAUGUCACCUGGACACCUGGAUAUAGUGGAGGAUACGAACAAAAAUUUUCAAUAUAUUUUCGCGUGAAAGGAAGCGACAGUGACUUUGUUGAGAAAUAUGUCGGACACUCAGAGGACAACUUGUACACCAUACAAGGACUUAAUCCUAAGACCGAGUAUGAAUUUAUUGUGCAGGCUUCCAAUAUAGCUGGCCUCAGUCAGAAGUCAACUUUAGUCAACGUUGUGACGCCAGAAUCCUCAAUACCAGCCAACAGAGGAAAAGUCAACGCAACAAGAAACCCAGAUGACGCCUCGCUGAUAUUGGUUGAGUGGACAAUAGAAGACAAAGUUGUCAGAAGAUUAAACCUUGAAAUCCAGGAGGGUGGGGAUGGUGACUGGAAGCCUGUUUCUGGAGCAAGUAACAUGAGUACCUCCAUAAAAAGAUUCACAGUAGGAGAUCUCAGGGUUGAGGAGGUAUACAGAUUCAGAAUGGACAUGAGAAGGCCAAGGGAGCAGAGACCUGUGUAUGUUUUUAGUGACGUUGGUACGUACGUAUCAUAG
Molecule: messenger RNA, 3365 nt
Organism: Pocillopora verrucosa
Lineage: Eukaryota; Metazoa; Cnidaria; Anthozoa; Scleractinia; Pocilloporidae
Source: RefSeq, a predicted model, not a curated record